AUGACACUUAAAUUUAAAACUCUUUCAUUGAAUGAUUCAGAUGUUUAUGUACCGAACACGUUCAUAAUUCCCAGUGAAACUGAAAUGAUCGAUGAAAUCAAACGAAUCUGGGAUGAUGACAAUAAGCUCAGUAAGGGGAAUUCAACUCAAAAUUUAAUUAUGAAAGAGUUAAAUAGACGACAACCAGAAUGGAAGAUUGACAUCUUUACAUUUCAUCAUGUGAUGGUGAUUUUAAACAUACGAGCUGAUAGCAUUAAAAAUAAUAAUGGAGAUAACACAGAUCCCAUUGGUGAACAAGAUCUAUUACUUAAAAGUUAUAAUGAUCUCAUUGUCAAACCUGACAAGAACAUGUACGAUUCUUUGAACAGUAACGAUGCCAAAGAUAACUGCUUUGUAACAGAUUGUAAAGAUGUCUUAUCAAAAGGAAGAGGAUUAUUUGCAAAGAAAAACUUUAAGAAGGAUGAAUUGAUCUUUAAAGAGGAACCAAUUGUAAUUGUCCCUCCUAUAGAAAGAUUGAACUUAAUUGAAGCGGGGAAGGCAUGUGCAUUGUGUGGUAGGCUGAUGAAUGAAAUUUCUGAGCAGUUUAUAAUUAAAAAUGGUCUCGAUUGUGAAUCUUGCAUUAAUACUGUAUGGUGUUCUAAACAGUGUUUAAAAAGAGACUUUACUCACAAAUAUUUAAAGCAUCCCUUUAAAAGUUCUACAAAACUAAAAGUCAAUUCAAAAAAAUGGAAGAAUUUCGAAAAAUGUUGUAAAGAAAGCGUUUUUAUUGAAGGUUACAUAAUUGGUCAUAUUUAUGCAGCCUCUAUGAUAGAUCAUAAAAAUGAAUUCGAUAUCAAAAAGAAAUUUGAUUAUUUAGCAUAUAUUUCGCAAAAGGAUAGGUAUCAAGGUAAUAACUUAACAAACUUUGAAAAAUCACUUGAGGACACUAAUGAUUCGAUCUCAGAUGAACACCCUUCCGAAAUUUGGGAAAAGUCUUUUAAUUACUUCAAGGAAGCAUUUCCAGAAUCUGACAUUGAUUAUGAAGAAUAUCUAAAUUAUAUUGGAAGGUAUAACUUAAAUCACAAAAGUGCACAACUUUAUUCAAUUUACUCUUUAGUCAAUCAUAAUUGUGAGCCAAAUGUUAGAGUAGAGGUCGAUUACCAUACAAAGGAAUUAAAAUUAUAUGCAAGGAAAUCAAUUUCAAAAAAUUCUGAAUUAUUAACUACUUAUAUCAAUCCUUUACAUGAUGUAGAACUGAGAAGAAAAAUAUUGUUGAUUAAUUAUGGUUUUGCUUGUAACUGUGAGAGAUGUGAAAAUGAAAUUGAUAGAAUAAAGUCAGAAAUUAAAGAAACUACAGACAUUACCACGUCACCUCAUGUAAGAUUAACCGUAUCGCACAGCGAUAAUAUUUAUGGAACCACCUCACAGAGGCGUAAAUCAUCUAUGAGAGCUGCUAGACCUGAUUUCACAGAGCUCUUAAAGAAUGGUAAAGAAUUUGAUCUAGAGAUACCUGAAAACAUAUCUGGGAAAAAAUCUAGAAGUGCCUCAGUGAGAUUUGAUAAUCAUGUUACAUUAGCUGUGGAGGAAGCAUGA
This is a messenger RNA of Tetrapisispora phaffii CBS 4417, 1572 nucleotides long. RefSeq names its product S-adenosylmethionine-dependent methyltransferase (gene SET5). Lineage: Eukaryota; Fungi; Ascomycota; Saccharomycetes; Saccharomycetales; Saccharomycetaceae. The coding region runs from base 1 to 1572 and encodes 523 amino acids. The record is from RefSeq and is a predicted model, not a curated record. The transcript has a single exon. Gene Ontology annotation, molecular function: protein binding.